Messenger RNA from Drosophila serrata, 995 nucleotides. RefSeq names its product Hematopoietically expressed homeobox (gene HHEX). The record is from RefSeq and is a predicted model, not a curated record. Gene Ontology annotation, molecular function: RNA polymerase II cis-regulatory region sequence-specific DNA binding; DNA-binding transcription factor activity, RNA polymerase II-specific. Lineage: Eukaryota; Metazoa; Arthropoda; Insecta; Diptera; Drosophilidae. Gene Ontology annotation, biological process: cell differentiation; regulation of transcription by RNA polymerase II.
AUGGAUAUAGGCACCAAGGCAAGCAAGGCCGCCUUCUCCAUUGAGAAUAUCUUGGAGCAGAAGACGAGAACCGCACCUGCCGAGACCUUGCAUCGAUCCCAAUCGCGUCGUGGCUCCUCUCAAAGCCCAGUGGCACAGCAGCCGCCCCAAGUAGCCAUGCCCAAGGCACUGGCCAUGCCCAGUUCCGGUUCACAGUCAUCCGCCGCCUCUCCUGCAACAUCUGCCACCAAUAUCUACGAUCUGUCACGGGAGGCAGUAGCUGCGCAGUAUGCUCUCAAGAAUCUGGACACCAGUCCUGUGCUGGCACCCACCACGCUGCGCUUUAAUCCCAUCUACCCGGAUCCUGCCUCGCUGUUCUACCAGCAGGUGCUCAACCUGCAGAAGAAUCCCUCGCUGUUCAUGCCCCACUUCCAGGCAGCCGCUGUGGCCGCCGCAGCCGCCGUCCAGCCUACAGGAUAUUGCGAUCAAUACAGUCCCUUUGCCAUGGAUUGUGAAGGCUUCACUAAUCCAGCCACCGCAGCAGCUGCCCUCUAUUGCAAUGCCUAUCCGGCGGCUAGCUUCUACAUGUCCAACUUUGGGGUUAAGCGCAAAGGUGGCCAAAUCCGCUUCACCUCCCAGCAGACAAAAAAUCUCGAGGGGCGUUUCGCCAGCUCCAAGUACCUGUCACCCGAGGAGCGCCGCCAUUUGGCGCUUCAACUGAAGCUGACUGACCGCCAGGUGAAGACAUGGUUCCAAAACCGGCGGGCCAAAUGGCGACGGGCCAAUCUCAGCAAGCGCAGUGCAUCCGCCCAAGGAACAGCCGCUGCAGCGUCCUCUUCCGCCUCCACUUCCAGUAACAGUGCUCCAGUCCUAAGUCUAGGAAGCGGGAGCAGGAGUGGCCAACAGAGCGAUGAGGAGGAUCGUAUGUAUCUAUCCGAGGAUGAUGAGGACGACGAAGAUGAGGAGGAAGAGGGGGAGGAUGCUGCUGCCGAUCCUGUCCUAAAGUGAAGCUCAAA